Molecule: messenger RNA, 808 nt
Organism: Suillus fuscotomentosus
Lineage: Eukaryota; Fungi; Basidiomycota; Agaricomycetes; Boletales; Suillaceae
Exons: 3
Coding region: 266-592 (108 amino acids)
Source: RefSeq, a predicted model, not a curated record
UGCAGACACCACAUCACGUGCUACGGAGGAGGCUGGGUGAUGAGGGGACAUGGAAUCAAGGCCUGAGUGCUUAUGCAUAACUUAUUGUGUUCGAGUCUUCUGGCUCUCGUGAGUGCUGGGCUUUCUGAAUUCCGGACUCAGUAGUAUACAGCUGCAUAUCAAUGAGGAGUGUUCGAUCUUCGCACCGCGAGUUCGAGUUCACUGGCAGAUUCGCUAGUCAAGACAGCUAGCCACAGCCAUACAAUGAUGCCAUCUCUCAUAUCCGAUGUUUCAGGUUGUAGUUGCCAGAAUGGAUAGUGCGAGUCUGAUAUGGAGGCCUAUGUGCGCUCCUCAAGACCCCUGGCCGUCGGUCUUGCCACAGGCCAUAUUGUGGAUCAGCCUUCUUAAUUUGGUGGCAGGCCAAUCUUUUGGUCUGGCAUGCUAUCUUUGGCUCGCCAGGAUAACGUUGACACCAUUCCCGUCUGGCAUGCGAUAUUCAAACCUGUCUGGUUGGUCUCUAAAUCUUCUGCGGUCAGAACCACAGCAUUCUACCGGACCGGUUUUCGCACCCAUGUUUGCUGUGAAGUUCCGUUUGCCUACUGGCCAGGCAUAGGCGAGCGUUUAGCUAAUAACGCAAGAAGCCUGAUGUCCCCAAUCUCUGUUAAGAGUUAGACGACGGCCCAUUCCACUGUAUUGCAACCGCUACCACGUAUCGGCGGAGGCAUGAUCACAAUUGCGCGCCUGUCUUAAGUCCAAGGAGCCAGGUUGAACGGGUGGCCAAAUUACCGUGAUCAUCCAAAAAGCCUCAGAUCAUGCCCCGUUACUUACG